UGUGAGGAGGAGCCGUCGCCGCCUGCUCACGGCUGCCGCCGCUCCGCCUCCUCCUGCUGCCGCCGCCGCUGCUGCCCUUCCUCCUUCCCUCGCUUCCCCUUUCCUGACAAGCCGCCGGCCGGGCUCCUGCUUCCCCCUCAGAUUUAUUCUUAUAGGCAGUAGUGAACAAAAGCACAAUGGAAUUCUACGAGUCGACCUAUUUCAUUGUCCUCGUCCCCUCUGUCGUGAUUGCUGUCAUCUUCCUCUUCUUCUGGCUUUUUAUGAAGGAAACUCUGUACGAUGAAGUCCUCGCCAAACAAAAGAGGGACCAAAAGUUUCCACCUGCUAAGGCUGAUAAAAAGAAGGCAGAGAAGAAGAAGAGCAAGAAGAAGGAGGCUCAGAAUGGGAACCUCCACGAGUCUGACUCGGAGGCCGCCUCUCGAGACUUCAAGCUAUCUGAUGCUUUGGGGGCAGAAGAGGAGCAUCUCUCUCCUGCCCCUUUGGGUGUGACAGAGGCCCCCAGUGGCCUCCGAGAGAGGAAGAAGAAGGAGAAGAAACGCAAAGGUAGCCCAGAGGAGCAGGCGCCCAAAGACCCGGACAGCACCAAGUCUGGAGGGAAGAAAGUGGAGUCAGUACCUGUGACGAAACAGCCCACCCCACCGUCCGAUGGAGCUGGAUCAAAGAAGAAGGCGGCACAAAAGAAGCAGAAGAAUGGAAUAGAUGACCAGGAUGCCAAGACUGAUUCAGUUCUAUCCCCGACUAAAAAGCAGGACCCUCUCCUAUUGCAUCAUGAGAUAAAACAAGAAAGUGUAUCAGGCAAGAAGAAAGUUUCUGCAAAGAAACAAAAGACAGAUAAUGCCAUGACAUUGGUAGACGAGCCUUUGAUUCAUGCAACGACUUAUAUCCCUUUGAUGGAUAAUGCUGACCAGAACUUGGCAGGGGAAAAGAGAGAAGCGGCUGACUUGGUGAAACAAGAUGGGAUUGAAGCGCUGCAGAAAAGCAACUCCAAGAAGCUGAAGAAUGAAACCGACAAAGAAAACGCCGAGGUAAAAUUUAAGGACUUUCUCUUGGCUAUGAAGAAUAUGAUCUUCACAGAAGAGGAGGCCUUGAGUGUGGUGGAGCUGCUGAAGGAGAAAUCGAAUGUGAUCCAGGAUGUUCUGCAGAAAGCUAGUAAGGGUGACUCGGCAGCAGCCCUGCAUCAGCUUCAAGAAAAGGACAAACUGCUUGCUGCUGUGAAAGAAGAAGCUGCCACUGCAAAGGAGCAGUGCAAACAGCUCUCACAGGAGCUAGUUUCAGAGAAGGAAAGAAGCAGCUUAGUGGCAGCAAAGCUGAGAGAAAAAAUUGGCACCCUGGAAAAGGACCAUGGAGUCUUUCAAAACAAGAUCCAUGUAGGCUACCAAGAAAACCAGCAGAUGAAGAUGAAGUUUCAGCAAGUUCGUGAGCAGAUGGAGGCGGAGAUUAAUCGCCUGAAGCAAGAGAAUGGUAUCUUGAGAGACGCUGUCAGUACUUCCACCAACCAAAUGGAAAGCAAACAGUCGUCAGAGCUCAACAAAUUGCGCCAAGAUUGUGCUAGGCUUGUGAAUGAGUUGACGGAAAAGAACAACAAAUUGCAGCAGGAGGAACUCCUUAAGAAGAAUACAGAACAAGCUGUCAAUCAACUAAAGGCGCAACUGCAGGAAGCUGAGCGAAGAUGGGAGGAAAUGCAGAGCUAUCUCAGGAAACGAACGACAGAACAUGAGGCAGCCCAGCAAGAUGUGCAGAGCAAGAUUGUGGCUAAGGACAAUGAGAUCCAGAGUCUGCACAGCAAGCUCACCGAUACGAUGGUAUCAAAGCAACAGCUGGAGCAAAGGAUGAUACAGUUAAUGGACGCAGAACAAAAGAGGGUGACGGCGGAGGAUUCAAUACAGAGGCAGCUUCAGGAGCUGAUGGAACAGAACGAGGCUUUAAAAGCUCAGCUUCAGAAGUUCCAUUCCCAGAUAGCAGUCCAGAGUUCAGCAUCAGCCCUUGCAGAAGAAUUGCACAAAGUGAUUGCAGAAAAAGAUAAACAGAUAAGCCAGGCUGAGGACUCGUUAGCCAACGAACGCAUCAAGCUAACCAGCAAGGAGGAGGAUCUCAUGGUUGUACAGAACAUGAACAUGUCCCUCAAAGCAGAAGUGCAGAAGUUGCAGGCGCUCACCAACGAGCAGGCCGCUGCUGCGCAUGAGCUGGAAAGGAUGCAGAAAAGUACUCAGGUCAGAGAUGAAAAAAUCAGAGCGCUGGAGGAGCAGCUUCAGGGACACCAUGCCAAAGCUUCAAGUGCAAAAGAGGAACUUCAGGUUCUAAAGGAUCAAAACAAAGCGCUGCAGUUGGAAGUUCAGAAGCUGCAGGCUCUCUUGUCUGAGCAGACUAAUAAGGAUUUGUUGGAGCAAAUGGAAAGAAGCAUGACAGACAAGGAUGACAAAAUAAAGACGGUUGAGGAACUCCUUGAAGCUGGACUCAUAGAGAUGGCAAAUAAAGAAGACGAGCUAAAGGCACUGAGAACAGAGAACGCAUCCUUGAAAAGUGAAGUUGAAAAUCUGCAGAGGGUACAAACAGAGCAGGUUUCCUUUGCAACGUUGGUGGAAGAAUUACAAAAAGUAAUUAGUGAGAAGGAUGGGAAAAUCAAGUCUGUGGAGGAACUGCUUCAGGCUGAGGUCCUUAAAGUUGCCACCAAGGAAAAAACUGUCCAGGGUUUGGCACAGGAAAUAGAGGCCCUGAAAGAAGAAAUAGGAAAGGCCCAGCUUGGAAAGGACACACAGAUAUCAGCUGCCCAGGAAGUCAGAGAUCUUCAGAAUCUAUUGAAGAGGAAAGAGGAGCAGGUGACAAGUAUGGAGGUGUCGUUGAGAGAAAAGGAGAGUGAGAUUGCCAAGAAAGGAGAAUGGCUUCAGGGACAACAGGAUACGCUGCAGCACUUGAACAACAAAGUCAAGGAACUCGAGCAGCUGAACUCUCAGCAGGUUUCUGCUUCUUCGUCAAUCAAGGACCUCGAGGCUUUACUGAAAACGAAGCAAGAAGAAAUGCAAAAGAUGGAGAUCUUACUAGAUGAGAGGGGGAAAGAAGUCUCUCACCAAAGGAAAGAGUUGCAGGUUGUACAGGAGGAGAAUCGGUUACUAAGAGCACAGAUUCAGGAAAUAAAGCAGGAAAAUGGUGAACAGGAAUCUCUGGCCAUCAGGAAUGAACAGCUUCUACAGCUCAUCACAGGGAAAGAGGGUGAGAUCACCAGCCUCCAGAAGGAGCUGGGCUCCUUGAAACAUGCGGUGGAGCAGCAGAGGCAAAAGAACAAUGACCUUCGAGAGAAAAACUGGAAAGCAAUGGAAGCAUUGGCCUCAACUGAAAAAUUGCUGCAGGACAAAGUGAACAAGACUGCUAAGGAUGCAAGAGCCAAAGGGAAUAAUGGACAGAACAUACAUGCAUAUCCAUCAUCUGAUGACUUGGAACACCUGAAGGAGAAGCAGCAGUAUGUGGAGGUUGUUGAAGCGGAGACAAGAAGCACACUGCAGAAGCUGUUCCCCAUAGUGUCUCUUCCUUCCACCUUGAGCCACAGUGACUGGAUGUGUGGGUUUGAAAACGCAGUAAGAGAACAUACAAAAAAUACAUCUCGACCAGAGGAAAUUAAGGCCAUGGAGCAGAAGUUGAAGGAGGCAGAGGAGAUGCAUGUCAUGUUGCAGCAGGAGUGUGAGAAGUAUAAAGUGGUCCUUGCCGAGACGGAGGGGAUCUUGCAGAGACUACAGAGGAGUGUGGAAGAGGAGGAGAGCAAAUGGAAAAUAAAAACCGAAGAAUCGCAGAAGGAACUUCAACAGAUGCGCUCAUCGGUCGCUCCUUUGGAGCAGGCGGUAGAAAGAUUAAAGGAGGAAGUCAAAGAAGUUGACUCUCUUAAAAAGGAACGAGAACAUCUGGAACAUGAACUGGAGAAGGCAGAAAUAGAGCGAUCGACGUACGUUUCAGAAGUCCGGGAGCUCAAAGAUCUGUUGACUGAAUUGCAGAAAAAACUUGAUGACUCAUAUUCUGAAGCAGUAAGGCAGAAUGAAGAGUUAAAUUUGCUGAAAACCCAGUUGAACGAGACUUUAUCCAAACUCAAAACUGAUCAGAGCGAGAGGCAGAAACUAGCAGUUGACUUGCCUAAGGCCCAGGAAUCGCUCGUUACUCUAGAAAGGGAAAUAGGAAAAGCCGCAGGGGACACCAAUGUGAUUGAGAACAGUGACGUCUCGGCAGGGCCCGAUAAAAGCCUCAACGUAGCCAUGAGUCUGAGCCAGGAUGUUGCCCAUCUCAAGAAACUGCUUGCGUCAGUCAGCCAACUGCUUGCGAAAGGAAAAGAACACUACCAGCUACUAGAAUGAAAUCAUGGGGAGACCGUUAAUUUGGGGGUAGCAGAAGGCACUGUAUUUUAUAUUUUGCCAAAUUAAAGCCUUAUUUAUGUGUUCACAACCCUUUCUACUUCGUCAAACACUGAACAGAGUUUUGUCUUUUCUACUCCUUGUUAGACUACUGAUUUAAACAAGAUGAUGAAGAAGAAGACUCUGCAGACACCUCCAGAGUUUAGUUUUAUAAUAAAUAAAUAAAUAAACAAAACAGUUUGGAUAAAUUAGAGCUUUACAUUCCUGGAGCCUACAGUGAACGUAUAACCUCUUGUCUUUACUAUGCUCAGUAAACUUGUUCAGACACACCCACCUGACGUGGUAACAGCAGCAGCAAACAGUAACGUUUUAAUACUGACAGUCUACACUGUUUUACUUAGAUACAUUUCGGGGAGUAGCGGCCUCUGACUUCCACCUUCAAUUAAACACUCCUCCCCUCCCCUUCUCUCCCCUGCCCCCUUUUUUUGGUUGCUAAUGUAAUCAGUUUUUGUAAUGGUGUCGGCGAAUAAAGGGAUGCUUAUUACUCAGA
Molecule: messenger RNA, 4881 nt
Organism: Zootoca vivipara (common lizard)
Lineage: Eukaryota; Metazoa; Chordata; Lepidosauria; Squamata; Lacertidae
Gene: KTN1
Product: kinectin 1
Biological process (GO): protein transport; microtubule-based movement
Cellular component (GO): endoplasmic reticulum membrane
Molecular function (GO): kinesin binding
Source: RefSeq, a predicted model, not a curated record